AUGAGUCAAAAAAGGAAGUUAUUAGCAGCAGAACUUAGACUUCAGAAGGAUUUUGCACUUCUUGAUGACUAUCGUGGCAUUAAAGUUGUUUUUCCCAAAUCAGACGAUUUAUUACAUUUCAAUAUUCGUAUAAAACCAACGAGAGGCAUUUGGAAAGAUCACAAUUUUGAUUUAAAGUUUGAUGUUCCUGAAGAAUUCCCCAUUGCUCCACCACAUGUUACACUUUUGACAAAAAUUUGGCAUCCAAAUAUCGAUGAAGAAGGAAACAUUUGCUUAAAUAUCAUUAAAGGAGAUUACAAUCCAACUAUUACAAUCCUUCAAAUUAUUCAAGGCAUCGAAUUGAUAUUUGUCACUCCAAAUCCUUACUCCCCACUAAAUAAUGCUGCAGCAGAAAUGUUAAUUCAUGAUGAAAGUGGAUUUAGAGAAAAAGUGGAAGAAUAUAUGGAGGAGUUUUGUCCAUGCGACUAA
Trichomonas vaginalis G3 is the source of this 468-nucleotide messenger RNA. Its product is annotated as NEDD8 transferase protein. The coding region runs from base 1 to 468 and encodes 155 amino acids. The record is from RefSeq and is a predicted model, not a curated record. Lineage: Eukaryota; Parabasalia; Trichomonadida; Trichomonadidae. The transcript has a single exon.